GAUGACGGUAAAGAUCCGAGCAAGAGGAAAGAUCAAACUGAACGAAGUGGCUUCCACUAUUUCAUGAUGGCUCAGCUUGGUGCAUUUGGUGCCAUUGGAGGAAGAGCAUCUGUUGACAUGUUCGUGAAGUCCAUGAGUGCUUCGGCUGAUGUCGUGGCCUUGGCCAAAAUCGAAGUCAAUUUGGAUUCCAUUCCUGAGGGAAAAAACGUGACUUUCACGUGGAGAGGCAAGCCGUUGUUCGUCAAGCAUCGAACCGAAAAGGAAAUCGAAAGCGCAAGGAAUACUGACGUUUCGAAGCUGCGAGAUCCAGAGAAGGACGAAGACCGAGUUAUUGAUCCUAGGUUUCUUGUUGUGAUCGGGAUUUGCACUCAUUUAGGCUGUGUA
Molecule: messenger RNA, 384 nt
Organism: Notodromas monacha
Lineage: Eukaryota; Metazoa; Arthropoda; Ostracoda; Podocopida; Cyprididae
Source: the annotation of a GenBank genome assembly